Molecule: messenger RNA, 2194 nt
Organism: Ananas comosus (pineapple)
Lineage: Eukaryota; Viridiplantae; Streptophyta; Magnoliopsida; Poales; Bromeliaceae
Product: WRKY transcription factor SUSIBA2-like
Exons: 6
Coding region: 101-1936 (611 amino acids)
Biological process (GO): regulation of DNA-templated transcription
Molecular function (GO): sequence-specific DNA binding; DNA-binding transcription factor activity
Source: RefSeq, a predicted model, not a curated record
UCUCCUCCGCUCCCCCUUCGCGCCCUCUUUUCCACACUCUCUCCACUGCAUCCUCCACCCCACUCUCUCUCACUCCCCCACCUCUCUCUCGCUCCCACCAAUGGAGGAGUCCACCGACGCCGGAGAUCUCGCCGGAGGAGGACGAGCUCCGCUACCGGAGCCCCGAUCGGGUGGUCUCGGCGCCGGGAGUGGUGUUGGCGGCGGCAGAGCGCGGGAUGGGAGGUCGCCACCGCUCGCCGGAGAUAUCGCCGGAGGAGGGGGGCCUCCGGCGCCGGAGCCAAGAUCUCGGGGACUUGGAGCUGGGAGCGGCGGCGGAGCGCCGGAGCGGAGGGGGCCGCCGCUCGCCGGAGCCAGGUACAGGUCGAUGUCGCCGGCGCAGCUCCCGAUCCCGCGCGCGCCGUGCCUCACCAUCCCCCCAGGACUCAGCCCCUCCGCGCUCCUCGAAUCCCCCGUCCUCCUCACCGACCCCAAGGUUGAGCCUUCCCCAACCACUGGUACUUUGACUAUGCCUUAUAUCAUGAAUAGAACUGUUCAAGCAGAUGCAUUAUCUUCUUCAAGGGAGACUUCUAUAAAUAGUGCAUACAAUAAUGGGAGCUCUGGAGAUUUUGAGUUCAAGCCCCAUGCCAGAUCAUAUUUGCAUACAUCAGUACCUACAUUGCGAGCUUCGGGUUCUGCUAAUGCUAAUCUCCAAGAACACGAGCCUUUUGUGCAAACACAAAUUCAAGCCAAUAAUCCUUAUAAUCAUGCAGUGACAGCUCACAAUGAAGCUUUCACUACACAGGAAUCAACUCUCUCAAUAAUUUCUCGAACUUCUCCAACUCAACCUGUUGAAUGUUCAGAGGAAAAUAUCACAGAAUUACGGUCUGAUCCUGGUGGACCUAAUCCUUCCUCUGUAGUUGAGAAAUCCGCAGAAGAUGGAUAUAACUGGCGCAAGUAUGGGCAGAAACAUGUUAAAGGAUGUGAAAAUCCACGUAGUUACUACAAAUGUACACAUCCUAACUGCCCAGCAAAGAAGCAUAUAGAACGCUCCAAUGACGGACAAAUAACUGAAACUAUCUACAUAAGCGAGCAUGAUCAUCCUAAACCUCAACCUAACCGUCGAUCAGCAGUUGGUGCACUUCUGUCCAGCCAGGGAGUGGACAAACCUGAUUGUUUAUUAAGUGCUGAAGUCAAUCCAAUUGGUACGACUGAGCUUUCUUCUGGCUCAGCUAGUGAGGAUGAUGUUGAUGGUGGAGGUGGUCGAUCCAACACUGGUGAUGAAAUUGCUGCUGAUGGUGACCUAGAGGCAAAACGCAGGAAAUUGGAUGCUCCUAAUUUUGAUGCUACUGCAAUCAAUAGACCUAACCGUGAACCACGUGUGGUUGUACAAACUAUAAGCGAAGUUGACAUCCUGGAUGAUGGGUACCGCUGGCGGAAAUAUGGCCAAAAGGUAGUAAGAGGCAACCCGAAUCCAAGGAGUUACUACAAAUGCACAUUUAAUGGGUGUCCUGUAAGGAAACAUGUUGAGAGGGCGUCGCACGAUCCAAGAGCAGUAAUAACCACCUAUGAGGGCAAACACAACCAUGAUGUUCCUGCCUCGAGGACCAACGGCCAUGGAGUUUCUGCAUCGAUGACUACUACAAGCGUUCAAAACCCUACCAACAACCAAUUCACCCAACCAGAGGAGAGCGACACGAUCAGCCUCGAUCUUGGUGUCGGGUUCAGCCCAAAUCACAACAGCCCUGCCGAUGAGGCACAGUCCUUGGGCAUAGACCAAACCCCCCAUCACCAAAUGCCAUCUGAUAGUUCCAUUCACGCAAGCCAAGUAUCGGCGCUAUAUAGAAGUGGCAGCAUAUAUGGGUAUAUUGAAGACAAGAAUGAGGGUUUUACCUUCAAAACAGCACCUGUGAGCCAUUCAUCUAACUUAUAUUCUGGGAAUUCAGUGCUGGAUUCAUAGGAUCAUCAGCUGGUUACUCUAUCAUAUCCUUGUAUUUUAGAUUUCUACUUCAGUUGUUUCCUAUUAUUCAGGGUUUAGGAAAGAUAGUUAAGUGUUCUUCUGACAAUUUGUAUAAUCUUGUACUAUAAUUAAUUCUGAUGCUUUAUAGAGAGGCGAAAGUCCAAUGUGGACCUUUCGAGCAUUAGUAAAAGCUAUUUGUUGUUGUAUGCACUUUGUAAUCCUAUGUUAAUUUGUACAAGGGUUAGAUGUUGAUAAUCA